UGUUCAAUCUUUCUCCAUCUUCAAUAUACUGGGGGAGUGAGAGACUGAUUUGAAAAACCGCAGGAGGGCCCUUUCAUCUUCUCGCUUUUUUUUUUCCCGGGGAAAGAGGGAAAACCAAAACACUGACAAGAGUUGUGAGACUGUAGGGGCGGGGCUUCUUCUUUAAUCUCUCAAAUGGCUCCUCCUUCCAAAGUUCUGAUGGUUGCAGAGAAGCCUAGUAUCGCUCUUUCUAUUGCUUCCGUUCUCUCCCGUGGCCAGAUGACUACGAGGAGAGGAAGCACGGAGGUCCAUGAAUUUGAUGGAAUAUUUAUGGAAUUUUCUGCACAUUACAAAGUAACAUCUGUUAUAGGCCAUGUCUUCAGUGUAGAUUUUCCAGGGUCAUAUCAAGAUUGGACAGCAACAGAUCCUAUAGAUCUUUUUCAAGCACCAAUUCGUAGGACAGAAACAAACCCAAAGGCUCAUAUCUGUAGGCAUCUAAGUCAAGAAGCUCGCAGCUGUAGUCAUUUGGUAUUAUGGCUAGAUUGUGAUCGUGAAGGAGAGAAUAUAUGUUUUGAAGUUAUUGAGUGUGCUGGCUUUUAUACUAAUGAUGCUAGGAGAAGAGUUUAUCGUGCACGGUUUUCUUCAGUUACUGAGAAAGACAUCCUGAAGGCAAUGGACAAUCUUGUUGAACCAAACAAAGAUGAAGCAUUGGCUGUAGAUGCUCGGCAAGAGAUAGAUUUAAAAGUUGGUGUUGCAUUUACUCGGUUUCAGACUAGUUAUUUCCAGGGAAAAUAUGGGAAUCUUGAUUCCAGAGUUAUCUCGUAUGGCCCAUGUCAGACCCCUACUCUUGGGUUUUGUGUGCAAAGAUAUUUGCAAAUUACUACAUUCAAGCCAGAAAAGUUUUGGUCGUUACGCCCCCACAUUCUAAAGAAUGGUUAUGAACUUCAGCUAGAAUGGGAACGGUCCAAGUUGUUUGAUUUGGAUGCUGCAAUGAUGUUCCAAAAGUUGGUAAUUGGUGACGGAAUUGUAAAAGUAAGUGGUAUAUCAGAAAAACAGGAAAGCAAAGGUCGUCCUUCUGGUCUUAACACGGUGAACCUAUUAAAGGUUGCUUCAAGUGCCUUAGGCUUUGGACCUCAAAUGGCCAUGCAACUAGCCGAGCGCUUGUAUACUCAAGGUUUCAUCAGCUAUCCACGUACUGAAAGCACAGCGUAUCCUUCUUCAUUUGACUUCAAGGGUGCACUCCGGGCUCAAACAGAUAAUCCAAUAUGGGGUGAUUAUGUCCGUGGGCUGCUUGCUGAAGACUUUUGUAAACCACGGUUAGGAACAGAUGCAGGUGAUCAUCCUCCUAUUACUCCAAUGCGUUCAGCAACCGAGGAUAUACUGGGAAAAGAUGCUUGGAGAUUAUACCAGUAUGUUUGUCAACAUUUUAUGGGGACUGUGUCUCCUGACUGCAAGUAUAUAAGGACAAAGGUGGAAUUUUCAAUAGGUGGAGAAUCCUUCUACUGCACAGGGCAGCGUGUUACAUUUCCUGGAUUUACGUCUAUAAUGCCAUGGUUGGCUGUAAAUGAGAAAAAUCUUCCUCAGUUUGCAAAAGGAGAAAAAAUUGAGGUUUCAAAAGUGGAGUUACAUGAGGGAAAUACUGUGCCUCCUGAGUAUCUUAGUGAGAGUGAGUUGAUCUCUUUGAUGGAGAAAAAUGGGAUAGGUACUGAUGCAUCAAUACCUGUGCAUAUUAACAACAUAUGCGAGCGCAACUAUGUCCAGGUACAAGCUGGCAGGAAGUUGGUUCCAACUCCAUUAGGAAUCACACUAAUAAGGGGGUAUCAAUGCAUUGAUCCUGAUCUUUGUUUACCAGACAUUCGCAGUUUCAUUGAGCAUCAGAUUACUCUUGUUGCAAAGGGUCAGGCUGAUCAUUCUUCUGUUGUGCAUCACGUACUUAACCAAUUCAAACAGAAGUACAGUUAUUUUGUUAAGCAGAUUGAGAGCAUGGAUGCACUAUUUGAAGCACAAUUCUCUCCCCUUGUGGACUCAGGACGUGUUCUCAGUAAAUGUGGCAAAUGCGUACGGUACAUGAAGUAUAUUUCUUCACAGCCACCACGUCUAUAUUGUGGUACAUGCGAGGAGGUUUAUUAUCUUCCUCAAAAGGGCGCUGUCAAGCUAUACAAAGAACUUACUUGUCCACUUGACAACUUUGAGCUCUUGAUCCUUUCCAUGCCUGGUCCAGAAGGCAAGUCCUUUCCUCUCUGCCCAUACUGCUACAAUAGUCCUCCCUUCGAAGGUGUAGAGAGACUGUAUGGUGCCACUAAGACCAGUAGUUUCGGAAAACUCGGGAAGGGGGCAGGGAUGCCAUGCUUUCUCUGCCCUCACCCCACAUGCCGGCAUUCUCUGAUAUCCCAAGGUGUAUGUGCUUGCCCAGAAUGUAGCGGGACACUUGUUUUAGAUCCAGUAAGUGCACCCAAGUGGAGACUUUAUUGCAAUACAUGCAACUGCCUCGUCUUUCUCCCGGAAGGUGCUCACCGAAUUGCCACCACUCAGGAUAGAUGUUCUGAUUGUGAUUCAACAAUUCUAGAGGUGGACUUCAAUAAGAAAACAACUCCAUUGGAGAAUGGAGCUACUUUGCAUACUGGUUGUAUUCUCUGUGAUGAGUUGCUUCAUUCUCUUGUGGAGCUGAAACAUGGCAGAUCAUUUUCCAAACGAAUGGGAAUGAGAAGACGAGGACGGGGAAGAGGAAUGGGGCGAGGUGGUAGUAGGGGAAAAUUUCGGGGUUCUGGGAAAAUGGUGGAUCCAAAAAUGAGUUUCCGGGACUUUUAAAGGUUUGUUGAAGUCAAGAUGCAUUUAGCAUCAUGAGGCUAUACAGGUGCCAUAUAUAUACCAUUUCGCUGAAUAUGUAUGUACACCAGUGAAAAAGUUUGCUAUUAAGCUGACCUGGUAGUCAAUAAGAAUGGAAGAAAUUUAUGUAUAAUAACGAUGCAUAGGGCAUUUGCAGGAAGUCAUUACUAAUGUUACUUUCA
Messenger RNA from Carica papaya (papaya), 2987 nucleotides. RefSeq names its product DNA topoisomerase, type IA, core. Lineage: Eukaryota; Viridiplantae; Streptophyta; Magnoliopsida; Brassicales; Caricaceae. Gene Ontology annotation, biological process: DNA recombination; DNA topological change; DNA repair. Gene Ontology annotation, molecular function: DNA binding; DNA topoisomerase type I (single strand cut, ATP-independent) activity. The record is from RefSeq and is a predicted model, not a curated record. Gene Ontology annotation, cellular component: nucleus.